UCAAUCAUGUCACUGUAAUUGUAGAAAGAGGAGAAGGGUCUACAGCCCUCAUGUAAAUAUAUACAUAUAAUUUAUAUAAAACUCACUCUCUCUGUCUCUCUCUAUCUUAGAAAUGAUACUAUCUUUUUUACAUAGUAGCUUUUUUUUAUUUUUUUCAUUUUUUUGGGGAUGUGCUUACUUUAUGUGAGAGAAGAGAGGAAAGUUAGGGGGAGAGAGAGCGAGCAGUGAGUGAUUAUACAAAAGGUUUUAGCAGAAAAUUAAAAACUUUCUUAAAAGCCAAGAGAAAAAAAAAAAAGAAUAAAGAGGAGGAGAUUUUUCUGCUGGGGUUGGGAAAGAGAACAGAGUAAAAGACAGAAAGUUCAACGUCAGAGAGUUUAGCCGUAGGGUUCCUUGGGGUUGUGGUUUUUGUGGGUAUUGGUUUUGGACUGGUCGAGGAUUACAGGGAGCAACAGCAGCAACAACAACAAGCAAUGGAUGAAAAUAUGUCUAAUUUGACUUCAGCAUCUGGUGAAGCUGCAAGUGUUUCUUCUGGAAACAGAACUGAAAUCGGGACCAAUUAUCCUUCUCAAUAUUUCGCUCCACCACCUCAAACUCAAAUUCAACCUCCUCUGAAAAAGAAAAGAAAUCUUCCAGGAAACCCAGACCCAGAUGCAGAAGUAAUUGCGUUGUCCCCUAAGACUCUCAUGGCAACAAAUAGAUUCAUUUGUGAGAUCUGUAACAAAGGGUUUCAGAGAGAUCAGAAUCUUCAACUGCAUAGGAGAGGGCACAAUCUACCAUGGAAGCUGAAACAAAGAACAAGCAAAGAGAUAAAGAAGAAGGUUUAUGUGUGCCCAGAGACCAGUUGUGUGCACCAUGACCCUUCAAGAGCACUUGGGGACCUGACUGGAAUCAAGAAGCACUUUUGCAGAAAACAUGGAGAGAAGAAGUGGAAAUGUGAUAAAUGCUCAAAGAGGUAUGCGGUUCAAUCAGAUUGGAAAGCUCACUCCAAGACCUGUGGCACUAGGGAGUAUAGAUGUGACUGUGGAACCCUCUUCUCAAGGAGGGAUAGUUUCAUCACUCAUAGAGCAUUCUGUGAUGCUUUAGCAGAAGAGAGUGCAAGAGCAAUCUCAGCAAACCCAGUACUCCUUUCUUCUCAACAACAACAGCAACAACACCCAGGUGGUGCUUCUUCAACAUCUCACAUGAAUCUACAAAUACCCCAAUUCAAUCAUCCUCAUCACCACCAAGAACUCCAUGGGUUUGCAUUGAAGAAAGAAAACUUCAGCAGUCUAAGACCAGAAAUACCACCAUGGUUAGCUUUUAAUAACGCUGGGCCACCACCACCCCAUCUUGAUAUUUCCUCCUCAUCAUCAAUCUUCUCCACAACUACAAGGUUAGAUCAAGAUUUACCCAAUAUCCAUGAAACUCAUCAUCCAAACCCUAACCCUAGUCUUGGACCCACUCUCCCUCCCUACCAACCAACACCCUCCCCACACAUGUCAGCCACUGCAUUGCUACAGAAAGCAGCUCAAAUGGGUGCAACCAUGAGCAGCAAAACUACUAGUACUACCACUGCUACUGCUGCUGCAUCAUCAUCAUCCUCACCAUCAACCAUGAUAAGGGCCCACCACCAGCCCCACGUGUCAUCAUCUGCUGAUCAUGAUUCUGGUAAUAACAAUUCGAAUGGUAAUUUUGGAUUGAAUUUGUCUUCACGUGAUGAGAUGUUGUUGGGCACAGCUGGUUUUGCCCAUGGCUUGCCUGCUUUUGGGAAUAAUAAAGCUGCUACAAUUUCUUCCUCUUCUCCUUCUGUUUCUGCUUCUGCUACAACAGCUAAUACUCUUCCUCUUCCUCCUCCUCCUCCUCACCCUUCUCUUCUCCAUGAUAUGAUGAAUUCUUUGUCUUCUGGUACCGGGUUUGAAGGAACUUGUUUUGAGGAUGCGUUUAGUGGGAUUUUGAGCAAUUCAAAGAAAUUAGAUCAUAAAACCAAUGGUGGUGGUGAUGAAAAUGGUGGUAGUUGUGGUGGUGAUCAAGGUUUGACCAGAGAUUUCUUAGGUCUUAGAGCAUUGUCACAUAGUGAUAUUAUGAGUUUUGCUGGUCUUGGAAACUGCAUGAACACCUCUCGUGAGCAUGAAAAUCAAACCCACAAACCAUGGCAAGGUUAGCUCAUCAUAAAAUAUAGCUUUCCUAUUCCUAUAUAUUGGAACCUCUACAUCCUUUUUUUUUUUCUUUUUUUUUUUUUUGGGUUUCUAAACAAAUAUAAUUUUGAAUUUUUUUUUUUUAAUAACUUACCUUUGUUGUCAGUCUUCCCAAAGGGAAGGACCUCUUUUGAAUUCUCAGUAUUCCAAUGCCUUCUGUAGCUAUUUUUACAUAUUUUUUUUUUCUCCGU
Ziziphus jujuba (common jujube) is the source of this 2365-nucleotide messenger RNA. RefSeq names its product protein indeterminate-domain 7. Gene Ontology annotation, cellular component: nucleus. Gene Ontology annotation, molecular function: DNA-binding transcription factor activity. NCBI's taxonomy places the organism in Eukaryota, Viridiplantae, Streptophyta, Magnoliopsida, Rosales, Rhamnaceae. The coding region runs from base 471 to 2141 and encodes 556 amino acids. The transcript has 4 exons. The record is from RefSeq and is a predicted model, not a curated record.